GAAGGAGGCAGUUGUGAUCUCGGGGAGGAAGCUGGCCCGGCAGAUCCGGCAGGAAGCCCGGCAGGAGGUGGAGCAGUGGGUGGCAGCUGGGAACAGGAGGCCUCACCUCAGCGUGGUGCUGGUGGGCGAGAGCCCUGCCAGCCACUCCUACGUGCUGAACAAGACCCGGGCGGCGGCCGACGUCGGAAUCAGCAGUGAAACCAUCCUCCGACCAGCCUCCAUCACUGAGGAGGAGCUGCUGGACCUCAUCAGCAAGCUCAACAACGACGCCGAGGUGGACGGGCUCUUGGUCCAGCUCCCUUUGCCUGAGCACAUUGAUGAGAGGAGGAUCUGCAACGCCGUGACCCCGGAGAAGGACGUGGAUGGUUUCCACGUGCUCAACGUGGGGCGCCUGUGCCUCGACCAGGACUCCAUGCUGCCAGCCACCCCCUGGGGCGUCNGCUCUGUCUUGCCCCCUGCAGGGAUCCCCACGCUGGGGAAGAACGUGGUGGUGGCGGGCAGGUCGAAGAACGUGGGGAUGCCCAUCGCCAUGCUGCUGCACACCGACGGCAGGCACGAGCGCCCGGGAGGGGAUGCCACAGUGACGAUUUCCCACCGCUACACUCCCAAGGAGCAGCUGAAGCAGCACACGAUCCGUGCUGACAUCGUGGUGGCAGCAGCAGGAAUCCCCAACCUGAUCACUGCUGACAUGAUCAAGGAGGGAGCUGCAGUUAUCGACGUGGGGAUAACGAGGGUGCAGGAUCCCAUCACGGCCAAGUCGAGGCUGGUUGGGGAUGUGGAUUUUGAAGGGGUGAGGAAGAAGGCCAGCUACAUCACCCCUGUCCCCGGGGGCGUGGGGCCCAUGACAGUGGCCAUGCUGAUGAAGAACACCAUCAGAGCUGCCAAGAAGCUGCUGAAACCCAAAGAGCUGGAGGCACUGAGUGUUUAA
Molecule: messenger RNA, 928 nt
Organism: Merops nubicus (carmine bee-eater)
Lineage: Eukaryota; Metazoa; Chordata; Aves; Coraciiformes; Meropidae
Gene: MTHFD2
Product: methylenetetrahydrofolate dehydrogenase (NADP+ dependent) 2, methenyltetrahydrofolate cyclohydrolase
Exons: 7
Biological process (GO): tetrahydrofolate interconversion
Cellular component (GO): mitochondrion
Molecular function (GO): methenyltetrahydrofolate cyclohydrolase activity; methylenetetrahydrofolate dehydrogenase (NADP+) activity; methylenetetrahydrofolate dehydrogenase (NAD+) activity
Source: RefSeq, a predicted model, not a curated record